Molecule: messenger RNA, 550 nt
Organism: Suillus plorans
Lineage: Eukaryota; Fungi; Basidiomycota; Agaricomycetes; Boletales; Suillaceae
Exons: 3
Coding region: 106-387 (93 amino acids)
Source: RefSeq, a predicted model, not a curated record
CUGUGCUUACCAAAAUCACGAUUUUAGGAUAUAUAAGCAAGCUGUCGACUCUCAGAAUUAUCAUUCGGGAUCCCCUCGACGCAUCCAAAUUAUCUAACCCAAGACAUGCGUUUUUCAUUACUCCUUGCUGUUGUUGCUACUCUGACAGCAUCCAUAAUGUCUGUCAGUGCAUGCACAGACCAAAACGGGCUUUGUGGCGCGAGUAACGUGGGAGGCGAUCCAUGCUGCUCAGGCCUUACUUGCAAGUUGGGUCGGCCCAAACCAAGUCUGGUACUGCCAGUAGCCUUCUCUCGAUUGGCUUCGAAGACCGAGGAUGUUCGUGACAAUGAUCGAUAUUCUUAUUACUGCACGAAUUUCCGGGUUUUUAUCGAGCAGACUCUAGCAUAAUAUAACAUUAGAAAAACUUCCUCGCAAAUUGAUAAAACACGUUCAUGUUACUCGACUUGCGUGCGAUUUCCCACCAAUGCACAAAAAAUGGUGUAUUCAGCCAACAUCAAAGUUGAAGAUCGUCAAGACAGAUCAUGAAGAAGGAAGAAGGGCUAGUGCCGGU